AAGUUGUCGACAUCAUAUUUGGCUAACUGCUAAGCUAACCUUAAGUCAGUCAGCCGUUGUGGUCAGAGGAUAUAAAAUUAAUGAUAGAUUUAACAUCCCUUUGUUUCCCCUGUCGGGUGUAUGUUAACUGUAGUGAUGAUAUUAAUCAGUACACGUGUCCACGUCAGGCGUUGCAGUACAAUUCUGUAGUUUUAAUCACUUAGCGGUGGCUAAUUUUCAGAGCACACAUUAGCCGGAGUCUUGAGGAGCACUCAGGGGCGUCAGGCUGCUAAGGCUAGCUAGCUGGCGACCAAGUGACACAUCGAGGAAUAUUAAUAUAAGUGGAUAAAGCACCGACAGUAAACGCUGUUACAUGUUGUCGGUGUACAGUUAGUUACCCAAGGAGCUAGCAUCGUCGCAAAGCUAGCUCUGCUAACAAAGCUAUCAAAACAAGACGCUGGGAUUGGUCUGCGCAGGAGGAAGUCUGCUAACCUGGAGCUGGCAUCGCUAUAUUUUCGUCUUUAAAACCUGGCUGUUGGGCUUGACAACCACCAAGAAGAUGUCAGAGGGAGAUAACAAGCAGGCCUCCGACUCUGCAGCCCAGGAAGUGAAGACUGAGUCGGUGGCAGCUGCUCCCACCGGUCAGACCGUGUCUCCCCCUGUGUCCAUGGUCACCCAGCCUCCAGCCACUGCUGCCACGGAGGAUGAGGAAGAGGAGAGCGAGGAUGAGUCGGAGAUUUUGGAGGAAAGCCCCUGUGGACGUUGGCAGAAACGCAGAGAAGAGGUGAAUCAGCGCAAUGUCCCUGGGAUCGAUAAUGCUUACUUGGCCAUGGACACGGAGGAAGGAGUGGAGGUGGUGUGGAAUGAGGUCAUGUUCUCAGAAAGGAAAAAUUUCAAGCUACAGGAGGAAAAAGUCAAAGCAGUUUUUGAUAAUUUGAUCCAGCUGGAGCAUCUGAACAUUGUGAAGUUUCACAAGUACUGGGCGGACGUCAAAGAGAACAGAGCGAGGGUCAUUUUCAUCACUGAGUACAUGUCCUCUGGAAGUCUCAAGCAGUUUUUGAAGAAGACGAAGAAAAACCACAAGACCAUGAAUGAAAAGGCUUGGAAGCGCUGGUGCACACAGAUACUGUCUGCCCUCAGCUACCUGCACUCCUGUGAACCUCCCAUCAUCCACGGAAACCUGACCUGUGACACCAUCUUCAUCCAGCACAACGGCCUCAUCAAGAUCGGCUCAGUUGCUCCGGACACCAUCAACAACCAUGUGAAAACGUGUCGGGAAGAGCAGAAGAGCCUUCACUUCUUUGCUCCGGAAUAUGGAGCUGUUGCCAAUGUCACCACAGCCGUGGACAUCUAUUCCUUUGGGAUGUGCGCCUUAGAGAUGGCUGUGUUGGAAAUCCAGAGUAACGGAGAUUCAUCGUAUGUGUCCCAAGAAGCCAUAAACAGUGCCAUUCAGUCGCUGGAGGACCCUUUGCAGCGGGAAUUUAUCCAGAAGUGUCUGGAGGUGGACCCCAGUAAGCGGCCCACUGCUAAGGAGCUGCUGUUUCACCAGGCCUUGUUCGAGGUGCCAUUACUGAAGCUGCUGGCUGCACACUGCAUCGUCAGCCACCAACAUAUGAUUCCAGAAAAUGCUUUAGAAGAGAUGACGAAGAACAUGGACCCGAACCUGGUGAUUGUCGAGGCCAAAGAGGGCGUUCAGAUGAAGCUCUCUCAGUUCCCGGCUCUUGAGCUGGACAAGUUCCUGGAGGAUGUGAGGAAUGGGAUCUACCCUCUGACGGCGUUUGGGGUACCGUGUCCUCAGCAGCCUCAGCAGGAGACGGUGAAGUCGCCCAUUGUGCCGCCCUCAGUGAAAUCCCCGACUCCUGAACCUGCAGAGCUGGAGACCAGGAAGGUCCUUCAGAUGCAGUGCAAUAUUGAGCCUGUGGACGAGGGCAGCAAGCAUCAUCUGACCUUACUGUUGAAGCUGGAGGAUAAACUGAACAGGCACUUGAGCUGCGAUUUGUUACCAAAUGAGAACGUGAACGAGCUGUCGGUGGAACUGGUUCAGCUCGGGUUCAUCAGUGAGGGCGAUCAGCCACGACUUGCGUCGGUUCUUGAAGAGGCCUUCUCCAAGUUCUACAGCCGGAACGGUUCUCUGAACCCGGUGACUGUGUCCUCGUAGCGGAGGACUCCCUCGGCCUUCUCUUAGCCUCCUCGUCAACAGGACUAGCUUUUUGCCUCUGAUUUGCAGAAGCUUAGCGAGGACAGGAGGAAGCCUUGCUCCGGCUGCGGGUCCUGCUGUCAGAUCUCCUGGUGGGAAAAGUUGCCACUAAGUGGUUGUCGCUUUCUAUCUUAUUUUUCCCUCCUCCCACACCAAAACAGCCAUCUGCUUCUCUUCUGACAGAGGGAAUCCUAGUCGCGACUUUAAGGAAAAUACAAAUGUGUUCACCUUUUGGCUUUUCUCCUUCAGUUACAGAGUAGCGAAGGAGGUAAGCAACGUAAAUCUGGAUUACUGCAGUAUUUUCCUUGAGUCAGUAUUACAAUUGUAUUUUAAAGAUUUGUACUUAAACUGUUGAAUAGUUGUCUGUAUAAAUCACAUUCUCUGUCCCGGCAUACUGAAGUGUGUGUGUUAUGGUGUUGUGAGGUUAAGUCUGGUUGUCUGGUCCCUUUUAAACCUCCUCGAGCCGCGAGUGAGGCGGCGCCCCACCUUGUAUCGGUUUUUUUGAAGACUCGGAUGCAUUAAGCUCGUAAUGCAACAGAUGCUACGUCACUUUUAAUUUAAAACGAUGUGAUUAUAAAACAAAUUCAUAAAAUGUGCAGCCACAACCCAAUCUGAAGAGCCACAGCUUCGAUCUGAACUCCAAAUCUAUUUAUUUGUGUAUUUUUUCUUGAGUGUGUGUACUGUAAAUCACUUCCAGCACUAAGGCCAGUGGUUGUUUGAAUGCGUUACUUUCUCUCAUCCUUUGAAUCGUGCUGUUAUUUUCUAUUGAAAAGAAAAGUGAGUGGGGGGGGGGGGUUGUCACCUGACUGUGGUCCAAUGUCUACUUUAGGUUCAGUUUAAUAGCUCAUUGCAGUCUUAAACAUUUAAUCUAGGUCCAUAUACAUUUGUCUUUAGGGGAUAUUUACACAGGAGAAUUAAUGGGAAGAUGUUUCGCAUUAAAGAAAACGAUCUAAAGGAUGUUUGUCGGCAGGUUGGGGGAAUGCAUGUCUGGUGUUCUGUCUAAAAAGUAACUGAUGCUUUGGUUCAGCUCUUUCAGUUUGGUCAGUUUAGGCCUGUCAACAUUUAGAUUUGGCAGCUCUCAGUGUUCGGUUUCUUCAUGGCUGCGGUGUUCUGUGUGGCAGCAGAGAGAAAGCUUUGCCCUGAAGAUAUUCACGGCCCUUAUGUUAACUGUUUGAGGAUCUCUCACUUUGCACUGCUGUACACUUUUAUAUCCUGUUGGAAAUGUCAUGUGGCCUCUGGCUUGUUCUUUUUCUUUGCAGCAGGGAGCACUUAGAGAAUGAUUGAAAGGUAGGCAGUGAUCAGUCUACUCCUCGCUGUGACUGCCUUGGUCUGUAGAUACAGGAGUGGAGCUGCCUGGCAUGUUAGGAACCAUCUUGUACACUUUAUGCUGGACACUGCUGUUUCUGCAAUGCAUUUACCCCCUUUUUUCACUUCCUGAAAUAAAUAUUUACACUAUCA
Eleginops maclovinus (Patagonian blennie) is the source of this 3634-nucleotide messenger RNA. RefSeq names its product nuclear receptor binding protein 1 (gene nrbp1). Gene Ontology annotation, cellular component: cytoplasm; endomembrane system. Gene Ontology annotation, biological process: protein phosphorylation; intracellular signal transduction. Gene Ontology annotation, molecular function: ATP binding; protein kinase activity. Lineage: Eukaryota; Metazoa; Chordata; Actinopteri; Perciformes; Eleginopidae. The record is from RefSeq and is a predicted model, not a curated record. The transcript has 18 exons. The coding region runs from base 539 to 2137 and encodes 532 amino acids.